CUUUCAAAGCCGUAAAUUCAGAAGGCGCUGAUUGGGUGUGGAGCCAAACAAGCUGAAGUUUGUUGAUCUGCAUUUCUCUGGAAUUAGGAUUUACGUUUUAGUUUUACUGAGCUGAAAUAUGAGCUAGAUCAGAUUUCUUAAAGUCUACGAAUCCGAUGUUUUUGUCAGAUAUAUCAAUAUUUGCCGUUGCCGCCGCAAAUACUGCCCCGACGUUCACGUGUCCAACCGUUUCCAUAGCAACGCCUUCAGAGGAGACAUGGAGUUCCUGAAGUGGGACACUGAAGAUGUCGCAAAGUGGGUUGAGUCCAUAGGCUUUUCGAAAUACAAGGCUUGUUUCACCGAGAACUUCAUCACCGGAAGGAAGCUCAUUCAUGUCAACUGUAACAACCUGCCAAAACUUGGAGUCACGGAUUUCAGAGACAUUCUGGUCAUCUGCGCUCACGUACGCGUGCUGCUGGGGAUCACAGAGCCCCCGUGGAACAACAGCAUCGCUGACCCCCGGCGGGACACCGUGGCCCUGUUCUUGGAAGUAAAGAGCCGCACGGGACGAUGGACCAACUCCCUCACCUACCAGCAGUUCCUGUACUACUUGGAAGAUCCGGACGGCGCGAACAUGGAAGACGAGAAAGAGGAGUGGGAAGAGGAGGAGGAGGAAAAGGAAGAGGAGAAGGAGGACGAGGAUGAGAAGAAGGACGAGGAUGAGGAGAAAAAGGACGAGGAUGAGGAGAAGGAGGACGAGGAUGAGGAGCAGGAGGAGCAGGAGGAGGACAAGAACGACAAGAACAAGGACAACGAGAACGACAAGAAUAAAGACGACAAGAACGACGAGAACAAAGACAACCAGAAUGAGAACAACGAAAACCAACAGUAAAGAGCAAAAAAUAUAUAUAUAUAAAUACUUAUGAACAAAAGCAUGUCUGUGUCAUUUCAUAUCAGUGUCUCAUCUGAUGACACAGAUGAGACACUUACAGUAGGUCAGAGACGGGCCCUGGCAUUAACACUUCCCAGCAGCAAAAUGCCAUGCACUGUUGUCAGUGUGGCCGAUAAACAAAGAGAGAAUCCCUUCAAGUGUGCUUUCUGCUGGCCGCCUGCAUGGGUUUAAAAUCGCUUCAAACAGGAACGAGCCGCUGGAAAUUUCAGCGACUAGUGGGUGAUCUCACAAAACGAGAGAAACAACAGAGGCUGAUUGCAUUUUGCCCCUCACCCAGACACAUCCAUCAGAUUUUGCGAAUGUGAAACAGCACAUAUCAGCUGAUCAAAGGGGCUCCUGCCAGGAGAAAUCCCCGAACCACCUGUAGUUCUCAUUGAUCUUGGGCGCAUGUCAUAGAACUGGAUUAGUUCAUUGAAUCCUAGCGAUCCUUGGUGUAAUUUUCAGGACGACGCCAAUAAACGGCUGUUUCAAGAGGAAGCGCCGUCAGUGGCGACCCAAUCCUUGUCCUCAGAAAAAAACACUCUUGUAA
Messenger RNA from Poeciliopsis prolifica (blackstripe livebearer), 1460 nucleotides. Its product is annotated as sterile alpha motif domain-containing protein 15-like. NCBI's taxonomy places the organism in Eukaryota, Metazoa, Chordata, Actinopteri, Cyprinodontiformes, Poeciliidae. The transcript has 3 exons. Bases 257 to 871 code for a protein of 204 amino acids. The record is from RefSeq and is a predicted model, not a curated record. Gene Ontology annotation, molecular function: protein binding.